AUGCUUUCGGUUGCCUUCUUCGUGUUUCUAACAGCGGCUCUUCUAGUCCCUUCAAGUGCAGGAAUCUGCGAAGGAGAUGAUUAUGAAACUGAUGACCGGUACAAAGACCUUUGUAAAUCUGUUGGCACUAUUGACGUGGGAAUAUACAUAAUGGUGGAUACAGCCUACGGGAAACUGCUUAAAAAUAAGCAUUCGGACGUCAUAUCGUACAUCAAAGUACUCGUCAACAACGUAGAGGCUUAUUUCUGGAACUUCAAGUGCCCUGAUGUUAAAUUUUCUCUUCUUGGAGUAAAGGAGUUAACGGAAGAGGAAGAACGUUCUUUCAAGAAAUACAAGACAUUCAAAAACGAGUCAACGAAAAAGCUAGACUCCACUUUUACAUUGGCUAUGUUUAACCGCUGGGUAAAUAAGACAAACCAAUGCGAACGCGCUGAUGUUGUCUAUCUACUAACAAGUGAUCCCAUUGGUGAUUUUAUGGGGGCAUACAGACUAGAAAUGAAAGCUGCAUCUUAUUUCCUCGGAGCAUGUAGAGGGCGGCCAACUGCAUUGUCAAGAGACGAUGGGCGAUCGUUUACUGGAGUUUCUGGUAUGGUACAGCAAGUGGCACGACUGCUUGGAAUAAAUUGGGACGAUCUGAGGUCUCCAGCCAACCCAUGCUCAGCUGACACCGGUUACGUCAUGAGUAAAGUCGGCGAGUCUACUAAACUGUCGAAUUUCUCCUGCUGCUCUUAUGAAGGAUGGAGCCUCCACCACCUUUUCCUAUCAAAGAGAGAAUUUUGCUUAAAUCGGACUCACAUGUCAAUAAGAUUUGGAAACGACAAACUUCCCGCGGAUUUCUACAAUGCUUCUGAAUACUGCAAGAUAUUUUCUGGGCGCGAAGAAGCCAACGCAUGCUCUAAUAUUGUCGACAUUCAACAGUUACGGUCGGACCUUGGGAAAAAUGCAGAUGACGCCGAGUGCCAGCGUCAAUGCUGCAUUAACCAAACGCAUUUAACUAUUAACUCGCCCGACGGAAUGAAAUGCGGCGACGAAAAGGUUUGCAUUCAUGGAGUUUGCGUCUCAAAAAAAAUCAGACGCACGCAAUCGAAUGAUAGAGCAAGUGAUGACCAACGGGAACUCUGA
Messenger RNA from Ixodes scapularis (black-legged tick), 1122 nucleotides. RefSeq lists its product as uncharacterized. Gene Ontology annotation, biological process: membrane protein ectodomain proteolysis. Bases 1 to 1122 code for a protein of 373 amino acids. The transcript has 11 exons. Gene Ontology annotation, molecular function: metalloendopeptidase activity. Lineage: Eukaryota; Metazoa; Arthropoda; Arachnida; Ixodida; Ixodidae. The record is from RefSeq and is a predicted model, not a curated record.